This is a messenger RNA of Siniperca chuatsi (mandarin fish), 12920 nucleotides long. RefSeq lists its product as uncharacterized. NCBI's taxonomy places the organism in Eukaryota, Metazoa, Chordata, Actinopteri, Centrarchiformes, Sinipercidae. The coding region runs from base 236 to 12367 and encodes 4043 amino acids. The transcript has 17 exons. Gene Ontology annotation, biological process: DNA-templated transcription. Gene Ontology annotation, cellular component: nucleus. The record is from RefSeq and is a predicted model, not a curated record.
UGCUUUCCGCCUUUGCUUAAUCCUCGCGAGAUUACAUAUCAGCAAGGCUGAGAAAAUGGAAGGCUGUGCUAGUUAGCUAGCUAGCUAGCUAGCUAGCUGAGCGAAUCCAUUAGUAACUGGAAACUAAUAAUUUGUAUCCAAGGUGCAACAAGAGACCAGUGGAAUGACACUUUGCAUGUCCUGAAAAUUACGCUUUGGCAACCAUCUGCUUAUUGGUUAUAGAGCCUUGUUACCUAUGGAUAUCAGUAUGGACCAAAUGGAAAAUAUGAGCGUCACUGAUGAUAAUAAUUCAGAGGAACAGCAGAGCCAGUCAGAAGGGGCAGAGUCUAGUGUUAGGCCGUCCCUGACUCAGGUUAAAAAGUCCUGGGGCUUCAGGCGGACAACCAUUGCUAGAAGGGAGUUCUUGGAUGAAGUCGGAAACCUAACCCAUAGUCCCCCACUUGUACGCAGAGGCAGAAGUCGUCGAACCAACCAGACACCCCAGGCCACUCCAGAAACCUGCGCUACCCAGAGAGCUCCUUGUGCAACUAGGAGUGUUAUAGAUGACCUUGAGUGGUCUGCCCCUUCCUCACCUGUAUCAGAGGAGGGCAAGCCAGCUUCAGAAGCUUCUGCAGGAGGAAGCCUUGACCCCAGCUUAUGGCAAGAUUUUGGGUCUGCCUUCCACACUGCCUUCUCACUGCUCGGCGGGAAUGAGGGCUUGUCAAUGGAUAUGUCGGCUGCACUGGCAGUCCCUGACAUUUUAGAACCCACUGGUGCCAUCAAGGACCCUCCUCCACAGGCUAUAUAUGGAACUGAGGUGCCUGAUGAUAUAGAAUCUGCUGAUGACAUAGAGAUUUCACAGCCUGUUGCUCCUGACAAUGUGGCUGGAGGGGAAAUUGAUGAUGUUGUGUUGAUCUCUAGUCAAGAAGAGGACAGUGAUGAAAUGACUCUGAUGCAGAUUAAGGAGCAACUGGCAUCUAAAGGCAGGCAGAGAGACACGAGAGCUAGAGGGGGGAAAGGUGGAAGAGGAAAGGCCAGAGGAAGGGGGAGAGGCAGAGGAAAAGGUAGGGGAAAAGGCAGAGGAAGGGGCAGAGGAAGGGGCAGGGCAGUGGAGCUUCAGUCAAGCACUGCGGACGAUGAGGACAACGAUGAUGAAGUGAUGCUUGUUAAUCCAGCUGAACAGCAGCUGCAGCAGGAGAAAAAAGAAAACCAUCCACAAAGCCCUGCUGAAAUAGCGAUAUCACCUAUCACUCUGAGUCCUGAUCAGCAAUCAAGCUCAGACUACAUAAUCAUAGACACUGAUUUAGACCAGAUCACUGAUGUAACUCCUGGCCAGUAUGAUGAUGCACCAGAGGAGGAGGAGAAAAACGAUAAGAAUGUAGGAGAGUAUUCAGGCAUAUCGGACUCUGAGGGUUAUGACUCCAAUGCUCUGUACUGCAUCUGUCGACAAAAGCACAAUAAAAGGUUCAUGAUCUGCUGUGACAGUUGCCAGGAGUGGUUCCAUGGCAACUGUGUUGGUAUCAGUGAGACACAGGGCCGUAACAUGGAGACGAAAGGGCAAGAGUACAUCUGCCCUCCUUGCACUACAAAGAAGCAGAGCCAACUCCAACCUGAGCCUCGCCUUCAGCCAGAGCUUGAGCUUAGCUUUCCUGAAUGCUUGACACUAAGUCCUUCUGUUGAAGAAGCGGAGGUGCAUGAGGAGCAGCAAGCCCUCAAGGAGACUGUAGUGGUGGUGGAGGAGGAGGAGGCUCCUGUGUUGAGGCCAGAGCCUGAACCCAAAGCUGAGAUGGAGACGGACAGCGCUCUUUCUCUGUGCAUUGGACCCGGGUGCUCCAAACAAGCCCUACCAGACUCUGUUUACUGUGGCACUAUCUGCAUCCUUCAGCAUGCUGCCAUCACCAUGAAGACUCUUUCUGGCCCUAAGGUGCCCAAGUCCAGAGGGCGGACACAGAGAAAAGCUGCCACUGCCAGACCCACCGCAGAUGGUCAAGGGUCGGGUAGGAUGUCUAAGAGAUUAGCAGGAAAAGCUGAGGAGGAAGGUGAAGAGGAGGAGAUGAAGGAAGAUGAUGGAGGGCAGAAGGAGGCUGCAUCUCCCUUAGCCUGCGACCCCAGUCUCACAGAAGUUCAGGCCACUUCCAUACCAUCAUCUAAGUUUUACACAGCGUCCAAAGAGGACAGUAAACAGGUAGAGGCUGACAGUGAGGAUGUAACUCCUUCAAAACAAUCUCCAGAGGACACAUCUACAGAUGCUGCUCCCUCUUCCCAGUCUGCCACUGAGCUAGCCCCACCACAGAGCCACUCUCAAGAAAAAGCAAAGGAGCCAGUCAACAGUGGUGUGUCCAAGCAGCAAUCUGCAAAAUCAGAUACCCAUAUACCACCCAACCCAGCAAAACCUAGUCUGUCUCCAACCACACAAUCCCCAUCCACCUCAGCUCCCAGACAUCACGAAACAGGUGCCCUUAUGGUCACUAAGACCACAUACGUCAUACCAAAGAAGCAGUCUGGACCCCAGCCUCCGUCCAGCCACGUGUCAGCCUCAGCAUCAUGCCAGAAGCCUUCUUCAGCCCCCACACUGAUGAACGAAACCAGAAAUCUGCUGGUGCCACCUGCACCCAGUGCUCCCUCCUCCAGGCCCUCUCAGCCCAAUAACCAGGUCAGACAGAGCAUCCAGCGCUCCCUCACCAGCAUCCUCAUAAAAAGGGUGUGUGAUUGUGAGGACUUGGAGAUGUCUGAGAGUGAAGUUGCAAAGCUUGUCGCGAGCAUUGAGAUGGAGAUGUUUGACAUAUUUCGCAACACAGACAGCAAAUACAUGAACAAAUACAGAACCAUAAUGUUCAACCUGAAAGACCCAAGAAACAAGGGCUUGUUGUAUCGGGUUGUACAUGGAGAGAUCAGUCCCUUCAGACUGGUCAGGAUGAGCCAGAAGGAUAUGCAGGCUACCAAGGCAUCAGAGCCAAGUCCAAAAGAAACAGCAGAGGUCAAGGAUGCAGCUGCCAAAGCGACAAGUUUGCUGCAGAGGCCUGAAGCAGUGAAGGUUGAUUUGCCCAGUUUGAAUCCUGCUAGAGCCGAUAGAAGUAUGGAACACAAGAAAAGUCUUCCUGCUCCUGCUCUCAAGACCAGAACAAGCCAGCCAAGCCAGGGCAGUGCUGUACCAGAUAUUCUCGCCUGUAUGCUUAAGGACACAACAUCUGAGCACAAAGCUCACCUCUUUGACCUGAAAUGCAAGAUAUGCACAGGUCAAAGACUAGAAGGGGAUGAGGAGGAACCUGCAAAGAAAAAACCCAAGGGUUCUGAAACAAGAUAUAAAUAUGAACCCUCUUGGAGAAAGUCUGCAGGAGAUGACUCUCCUCUGCGAGCGCCACCUGACUCACCUGACAUGGAUUCUCCAACAUCAUCCCUAAUGGAUCCUUCAUCCCACCUUACCAUUGACUCUCCAAUAUUGACUAUAGUAGAAUCCCCUGCUUCCCCCAUAAUGGAUUCUCCAGCCUCCCCUACUUUAGAGUCUCCAGCUUCCCCUGUCAUGGAGUCCCCUGCGUCCCCAACUCCAGACAGUCCUAAAGCUACUACACGAAAGAGAGCAUACACACCAGUUGUGAUUCCAGCUGUCUCCACAGUAACCAUCACAAGGCGUGACCCCCGCACUGCGGCAAGCAGGUUACCUGCUUUGUCUAGUGGCACCUCUGGUCCCAGUAACACAACCCAUAACCAAUCAGCCACUUAUGCUCCUCUUAAAGAGACUAGAUCUGCCUCACCUUCAGCACCAGCCUCUUCACUACUACCAACGAAAACAUUACCUAAAUCUAUCUUAAUGAAGCCAUCUUCCACUGCAGAUCCCAGACUUUAUGGCACAUCCUCAAGGACUGUGAUAUCUGAAUCUCCAGCUGAUGGAGAGACUUCUCAGUUCAUAGCUAAACAAGACAUACUGUGGAAAGGCUUCCUAAACAUGCUCAGUGUAGCCAAGUUUGUCACCAAGGGAUAUCUGGUUUCAGGAUCUGCUGAAAAUCUUAAAGCGGAUCUACCUGAUACCAUACAAAUCGGAGGAAGAAUCAUGCCUCAAACAGUGUGGGACUAUGUUGCAAAACUAAAGACAUCUGUUACAAAGGAGUUGUGUGUGAUCCGGUUUCACCCUGCAACAGAGGAGGAAGAGGUGGCCUAUGUCUCCCUGUUUUCCUAUUUCAGCAGCAGAGGUCGUUUUGGUGUGGUCGCCAAUAACAGCCGUUCCAUCAAGGAUGUAUACCUUGUCCCACUCAGUGCAAAGGAGUCAAUCCCAUCCAUACUACAACCUCUUGAAGGACCAGGGCUUGAAAAAAACCGGCCCAAUCUUCUUCUGGGACUGGCAAUCAUUCAGAAGGCAAAACGUCCAGGAAGCUUGCCUCAGGAAAUUGAAGAGAAGAGACCCAAAGUUCAAAUGUCCAAAGACCCUAUGUGGAUCCCAAAACCUCCUGUUCUCUAUGGUUCUGACAAAUUGGAAAUAUUCCAACCCUACGAUCCAGAGACUCCUGCUAGCACCACCCCUCCUGGUUCACCAUCUUGCCCUGGGUCACCAUCAGAGUCUUCCUCUUCUGGCUCAGUUACCAUACCAUCUCUUUUGAUUUCCAUUAAAGCAAACCCUCCUGUUUCUGUCUCAGCUUCUGUUGCUGCCACUCAGUCCACCUCUAAUAAGAUGAAUCCCAUAACAGCAUCCAGUGAUAAGACACCGCUGCAGACUAUCUUGAAGACUUUGUUCCUCAAUAAGCAAACUGACUCUUCUGAUGGAAAUUCAACAACAUCAGCAGUUCGUGUUAAGAAGCUUCCAGUUUUUUCUCAGGUGUCUGGGUCAAUGGUGGAUCCAAUUGUCCAACAGUAUGGACAGAAAUCCAAAGUCAAAGAAAUAGAAGAAGAGGAAAAUGACUUUGACCGACCAUAUGACCCAGAAGAGGAGUAUGAUCCAGCAAAAGGAUAUGGAAUGGUUGCCCCACAGAGCAAAGAAAAAAUUAAGGCUGAUGGGCCUGCAGUAUCAGGCUUUGUAGAGGAUGAUGUGGCCUAUGAUCCAGAGGACGAGACUAUCUUCGCAGAUAUUCAAAGUGAUAUCACUGUAACAAAGCCCCCUGUUCCAACUCAAACAUCAGAUUCUCCAUCAUGCCCAACCCCAAUUUCCACCCAGGCCGUAACGCCAGCUCCCAUUUUCACUCCAGCGCAAAAUUCUACCCCAGCUGGAGUAACUGAGAACCUUCCUACAGGCACUGUGGUUGUCUCAGCUGCAACACUAACUGAACAACAGCGAAUGCUUGAGGAGCUCAAUAAGCAGAUUGAAGAGCAAAAACGGCAGUUGAAGGAGCAGGAAGAAGCACUACGUCAACAGAGAGAGGCUGUGGGUAUGUUCAUGGCUCACUUUUCUGUUUCUGAUUCCCUGAUGUCUCCCCCGCCAAAAUCUUUGCCUCUCAGCCAGCUGUCAUCUCUGCAGAGUGGAAUAAUUCAAACAGAGUCAAGGCCUUCAGAAUCAACAGACAAGACCAGCAGCCUUACAGAGACUGUGGACAGUUCAAAUGUGGAUUCACAAACUGUUAAGCUGGAAGACACAACUGCCACCCCUAAUUUAAAAAAUGAUACAGAUGCUGUUACAGAGCAAGAUGAAACCCAGGAAAAUGUUGAGGAAAGUAACAAUUAUUCAUCUGCUGGAGAGAUUGAAGACUCUGACGUAGCUUAUGAUCCUGAGGACGAAUCACUUUUUAAUGAAAUUCAAGAGGAUGUAUUUCAAGGAGUCAAUAUAAAGACUUGUGAUUUAUCUUUGUCUAGAACAGGGCGUAGUGCCAGCCGCAAGGGCACUCCUCCGAAUUCAUACCACAGCAGAAAACGAAGGUCGUCACCAAAAAGGCGGAGUCAUCGUGAAAGGGACCGCCAUAGAAGUCCUUCAAGAAGGUCACCUUCACAUUCUCAGAGACGUAGAGACAGACACAGAAGAAGUGAAAGGGAUAGGUCCAGGCAUAGAGCUAGAGCCCAGUCUGAACGCCAGGGUCACCAUCGUAAAGAGCAUUCCGCACGCCGACAUUCUCAUGGGCGUAGAAGAUCCCCAUCAUCCCCUCUCACCCUUUCACCAAAACAGCACAGAGGACCUCCCCCUCAAGUCCUUGAGAAAUCAAAGCAUGUAAGUGUUCCCUGUAAUGCUCCAGACUCAUCAGACACUGUUGUUGGACAAUUUAUAGAGAGUAACACAUCAUCAUGUACCUCGGUUACUGUUAAAAAUUACCCGGAUGGACAUCAGUUAAAAUGUAACCUUGUUGAGAGCCCUGAUAAAGACUUUUCUCCCUAUUCACAUGAACUUCUUCACAAUGUGAAGCUUGAGAUUUCAGAACCACCAAAAUCCCAGGAGCUUCAAAAAAAUUCAGUCAGUGAUCAUGACGACACUGGUAGUGGUUCUUCUACACAGGUGGAUAAACCCUCUCAACAGGAAAUUCUGCUUAAAAACAAAAUUGAAAGUACAGUUCCUUUAAGAGAAAUUGAUCCACCCAUUCGAGAUUCUCCUCAGAGCCCUGAUCCAGAGCCACAGUUUGUAAAACCUAGCUGCAUAGCAAAGAGUGACUCUGUAAAGAUUGAGGAAAUCAGCGAUCCUGAGACAUACACCAGUGUCUCAGUGCCACUUGUUAAAGUUGAAAAUAAUUAUCUGCCUAUUGGUGGUCAAGCAACAAUGUCCAAUAUACUGUGGUCUACUGUUGGAGGUCCAAUAUCAGAUGUUAGAAAUUGGGAAAGUCCAGACUUAAGGCAUCCAGAAACACUGGGUCAUGGGGGAGGACAUUCUAAUCUAGCCACAGGCUCAGAUAUUCAGGGCUCAGGACCUGAAAUAGACCCUAUGACAAAACAUCCAGGUGUGAGUGGUCCAGUUAUUAAGAAUACAGGACCAGAUAUGACAGAACCUGUAAAUAGUUCUAGUAUGCAAGGUGUGAACCCAGAAGUAAAAGGUCCAGGACCUGAUGUGAGACAGUGUGAACCAGAAACGAGAGGGAAAAUGCUUGUACCAGCGGUUACAAAUUCACAUAUGGGAGGAUCGGGCCUACAGAAUGAGAAGAGAGAUCCACUCAUGAAGGGCCCUUUGUCAGAUAGACCUGGGCCUGACAGGGGCUCAGGGUCAAUGGAGCUUUUUUUACCUAUGUAUCAUCCAAGUCCAGAUACAAAGGGGCCUAUAUUAGUUGAUGAGAGAAAAAGCAAAGAUGUCCGGUGUCUGCAGAAAGGUUUACUGUGUCUUAAGACAGAGGAGCAAACACAGUCAGAAAACCCAGGUGUGAUGGAAAUAGGGAGAGAUCAAUAUUUUGAGGGUCCACAGGUAGAGGGUAGGGCUCCAAAUAUUAUAGGAAGAGGUAGAGGCCGAAAAGAUACAGGUGAAAGUCCACAUACUUGGGGUAUGAGAUCUGCUAUGAGUGGUGGAGAUGUAAGAGAACCAAUUCGAGAUAUAAGGAGUCCAGGUCCAUCUUUUAGGGGCUCAGAAAGAGUUCAGAGGCAAUCAAGGCAUGAUGGUAGUCCAGUUUUAGAGGAAAGGGGCCCUUGGAAAAGGGGUUUUCAGCCAUAUGGAAGACAUGCAGAUUUGAGCAGGGUGGGUGGUAGUCGAGAAAGGAGUUUAGAUUCCAAUACAUCUACAGGUUCAGAUGGUAUAGAUCUAAGAGCAGAUAGACUAACUCCAGCAAUGACAGAUGAAAGGCGGGGCCCACGAAGAGGACGAGAUGUACCCAUGAGAGGACCAGGGCCAAACAUAAAUUAUGAAAGUGGUGGGUCAAACAUGUCCUGCAUUGGACAAGACAGUUGUGGGCCUAGAGAACAUUUCAAGGAACCACGGCCAGAUAUUAGGGUUGAAAGGAGUGUGCAUGUCCCUGACAUGAGAGAAUCAGAAACUCUGCAUGAAUUAAGAAGGCCAGAUACGACAGAAAGAAGUUAUAUGGGGCCUUGUCAAGAUAUGGGUACUGUUGGUGGUUCAGAUACAAGGGCUGAUAGAAGUGAGUCACAUGCAAGGAGUUCAGGUAGAGACAUUGGAGAAACAGGUCCAAAUAGGAGGGAUGCAGACAUGCAAGUAAGAAAUAUAGAGGGUCUAUGGCUAGAGAGGAGAAAUGAACAAAUGGCUCAAGAAGACACAGGUCCCAUGCCAAACAUUACAAAUCCAGAUUGGAGGGGUCCAGGACCAGGUCUUGUUGGUCCUGAUAUGAGGGGUCAGAGGAGUCAAAAUAAAGGCCUGGGUCCACAUAUGGGGGAUCCAGAUUGGAGUGGCCCAGGGUCAGACAUAAGAGAUGAUUGGAGAGGGCCAGAUAGGAGAGGAUCGGGUCCAGUUAGAGGAGAGUCAUUUAUGCAAGAUGAUUGGAGAGUCCAUCAGCCUGAUAGGAGAGGUCCAAACAUGGAAAGCCAGGGGCCUGACAAAAGAAGACCAAGGGGUCCGGAUUUCAUGGCACCAGGACCUUUAAAGAUAGGACCUGAUAUGGAGGUCCCAAUGCGUGACAGGAGAGGACCAGGAGGUCCAGAUUUCAUUGGACCAGGACUUGAAAGGAGAGGACCUGAAAUGGAGGUCCCAAUGCAUGACAGGAGAGGACCAGGAGGUCCAGAUUUCAUUGGACCAGGACUUGAAAGGAGAGGGCCUGAUAUGGAGGUCCCAAUGCAUGACAGGAGAGGACCAGGAGUUCCAGAUUUCUUUGGACCAGGACUUGAAAGAAGAGGACCUGAUGUGGAGGUCCCAAUGCAUGACAGGAGAGGACCAGGAGGUCCAGAUUUCAUGGGACCAGGACCUGAUAUGGUCGUCCCAAUGCAUGACAGGAGAGGACCAGGAGGUCCAGAUUUCAGGAGACCAGAGCCUGAAAGGAAAGGUCCAACUAAUGACAAUUUAGGACCUGGCAUGAGAGGACCAGGGGGUCCAGACUUUGUGGGACCAGGCCUUGAAAGGAGAGGUCUAGCUAUGGAGGGUCCUGGGCCUAACAGGAGAGGACCAGCAGGUCCAGAUUUCAGGGAAUCAUGGCCUGAAAGGAGAGGUCCUGAUAUGGUUGGUCCAGGGCCUGACAGGAGAGGACCAGGAGAUCAAGAUGUCUGGGGACCAGGGCCUGAAAGGAGAGGUCCAGCAAUAGAGGGUCCUGGGACUGACAGGCAAGGACCUGGAGGUCUAAAUUUCAGAGGCCCGGGACCUGAAAGGAGAGGUCCUGCUAUGGAGGGUCCUGGGACCGACAGGAGAGGUCCUGGAGGUCCGGAUUUCAGAGGACUAGGGCCUGAAAGUAAAGGCUUAUCUAUGGAGGCUCCAGGACCUGACAUAAGAGGACCAGGAGGUCCAGAUUUCAGAGGACCAGGGCCUAAGAGGAGAAGUUUAUCUAUCGAGCAUCAUGGGCUUGAUAGGAGAGGAUCUUUAUGUCCUGAUUUCAGAGGACCGGGACCUGGAAGGAGAAGUCCAGCUAUGGAGGCUCCAGGACCUGACAGAAGAGGACCAGGAGGUCCAGAUUUCAGUGUACCAGGGCCUGAAAACAAAGGCUUAUCUAUGGAGGCUCCAGGACCUGACAGAGGAAGACCAGGAGGUCCAGAUUUCAGAGAACCAGGGCCUGAGAGGAGAAGUUUAUCUAUGGAGCGUCAUGGGCUUGAUAAUAGAGGACCUGGAUGUCCAGAUUUCAGAGGACCAGGACCUGAAAGGAGAGGUCCUGCUAUGGGUGGUCCGGGACCUGACAGGAGAGAAUUGGGAGUUCCAGAUUUUAGUGGACCAGGACAUGAAAGGAGAGGUCGCUCUAUGGACAGUCAAGAGCCUGAUAUGAGAGGCCCAGGAGGUCCAAACUUCCAGGGACCGGGGCCUGAAAGGAGAGGUCUGGUCGUGGAUGGACCAGGGCCUGACAGGAGAGGACCAGGCGGUCCAGACUUAAGAGGGCCUGGGUGUGAAAGGAGAGUUCCCUCUAUGCAGGGUCAAGGGCCUGACAGGAGAGGAUCAGGAGAUCAAAACAGUGGUGGACUGGGUCCUGAUAGGAGAGGGCCAUAUAUAAGGGGCCCUGGGCCGUAUGUCAUAGGACUGGGGCCUGAAAGAACUGGUCCAGAAAGUGGACAUCCAAAUAUGGAAGGCCCAGAGCCUGACAGGAGAGGUCCAGACAUCAGGGGACCAAGGCUGGAAAGAUCAGGUUCUGGAAUGGAGGGUCCAGGGCCCAACAGGAGAGGGCCAGGAGGUCCAAAUAUGAGGAGACCAGGGCUUCAGCAUUCAGGUCCAAUCAUAGAGGGCCCAGGGCCUGACAGGAGUGGUCCAGAAGGUCCAAAUUUCAGAGGACCUGGGCCAGAUAGAAGACCUCCAGAUAUGAAGGGAACAGGCAACAGCAGGGGCUUUCCAGGAGGCCCACAGUUCAGGGGUCUUGAGCCAGAAAGAAGACCUCCAGAUAUGGAGGAUAUGGAGUCUGAUAGGAGAGGUCCACACUUCAGAGGAGUGAGGCCUGGAAGAACUGUUAUGGAGGGUCCAGGGCCCAAUAGGAAAGUUCCAAGAGGUCCAAAUUUUAGAGGGCCAAGUUGUGAAGAUAGAUAUCCACACAUUGAGGGCCUAGGGCCUGACAGACAAGAACCAGGAGGCUCAGGUUUCAGUGAACCUGGGCCUGAAAGGAGAGGUCCAGAUAUGGAGGGCCCAGGACCUGAUUGGAGAAGAUCAGGUGGUCCAGAUUUUAGAGGCCCAGGCAUCAGGCAGAAAGGUCCAAAUACAGAAGGUCUAAGAAAUAGAAGAGAUGACUGGGGAGGGGCUGACUUUGGAGGCUCAGAACCUAUCCAAGAAAGUCCAGAUAUAGAGGGCCCAGGACCUGAUAGAACAGGUCGAAACUUGAGGGGUCCAGGGCCUAUGAAGAGAAACACAAGAGGACCAGGGCCAGAUAUGAGCAGCCUAAAUCGGGGAGACAGAUGGAAAGGGCUAGACUUCAGGGGCUCUGCACCUGAUAGGAGAGGCACAGACACAGAGGAAUGUUGGUCAGAUGGGAGAGGGCCCAAUAUGGAGGCUGUAGGAAAUGAAAGCGAAUGUUCAGGAGAUGAUUGGAAGAGACAUGGCAACAAGGGUCCAGGGCCCAUCCAAGAAGGUUCAGAUGAGCAGGUUCAAGAACAUAGUAGGCAGGGUCCUUGUAUGGAAUGGAGAGGCCCUGGAAGGAGGGGGCCAAGGCCCAUACAAGAAAGACCAAAUAGGCAAUUUACAGGGCCUUUGAGAGGUCCAGGAGAUGAUUUUAGUGGUCCUGGUUGCAAUGGUCCAGGGCCAUUCAAGGAUGACCCAGAUAUUGUAUGCCCAGGGCCCGGUAGGGGAGGACCUGGAAAUGAAUGGAGAGAGCCUGAUAGAGGGGGUGCUGGGCCAAACAGAUGGGGGCCUGGACCAUUUUUCAGAGGAAAAAGAGAUCCAGACAAUAGAGGACAAGGCCAUGAUAGCAGAGGUCCAGGCAUGAGAGGACUAGGAUCAGAUGUGAGAGGGGAUCCAGAUAUGGGGAAUGACUGGAAGCAGCCAGACUUCAGCGGUAAUAUGAGAGGGCCAAACACGGAAGGACCUGGGGAUCAUAGGGGAGGUCCAGACUUCAUGAAUUCAUGCCCAAACAGGAGAGGUCUUGGAGGUCCAGAUUUAAGACGUCCAGGGCCUGAACACAGAAAUUCAAACAUUGAAGGUCCAGGGACUGAUGGGAGGUUUUCAGAUUGUGGGGGGCUAGGAUCUGAAAGGCGAGGCGUAGACAUGGACAGCCCUGGAACAGGUAGACAAGGAUUUGAGCAUGAUUUUAGGAGGGAAAGGAGAGGUCCAGACAUGAGAAGGCAAGGGCCUGAUAAAACAGAUGUGAGGGGGCCAGCACCUGAAAGUUCAGAUAUAAGACAUGGGCCUGGGAGGUGGGAUACAAACACUGAGGGGCCAGGAUUAGACUCCAGGGGAUCUGAGCCAGCAUCACCUAAUUUCAAUAGUCCUUAUCAGGUUACCAGAUUCCAAGGCCCUAGUGAUCCACAUUCUGCACCGUACAGUGGGCCCCUAGGUCCAGGUCAAAACAGUGGAGGAAACGCGUGCCCCGGUUUUGACAACCUACAAAAUCAGCAAGCAGUAAAACCCCAGAGACACAGAGCUGCCUUACUUCCCACUCCAACAGAAGGUCUCAUACGAUUCCCAAAUCGUAGGAUCAACAAUCCUGAUGUCUUUAGUCCGAAACGUAAACAAAUAGGUCACCCAACAGACAGGGACUGGAGUAGAGGUAGAUCAGUGAGUCGAGAAAGAGAGUUGGUCAAAGGGCAAAGACAGGAGCAGGAGAAAAGUCUUGCUGAUAAAACAAGCACACCUGUAGAUGCAGGCACAGGGGGUGGAGAAGAAAAAAAGGAAGAGGGCAAUGAAACUGAUAAGCAGGGGAUUCAUGGUGCGUGCGUAGAAACUAAAAACAAUCAAAGUAUGGACCAUGAUAGAAAUAAAAGUAAUGUCGAGCCAAGUUAGACAUUAAACAAAUCAUAACACAUGAGACAGGACAGUAAGGCUUAUGAACUACAAAAAUGCUUAGUAUCAUGACAUUGGAUAGAGAUGCUACAGCAUGACAGACAUCGAAUGUAUUUUUCUCAAGGAAAGUGGCUGUCUGUCUUAUUGAAAUUUUAACAUGACCUGCAGGCAAAGCCAUGCGAAAGAUCAAACGUUGUGGCUUGAUAUGGAAAUGCUCAGAGGUAUUUGAGUUCAGUAUGUUCUAGUGUCUUGUUGUAAUCAAAGUACAUGCGUUUAUUUUUGUUAUUUGAUUAUGCCUAAAUGCUUCUUAAACGUUAUUGAUCACUUGUAAAUUCAACUACUCGAUGUGCAUUUAUAGUUGGAAAUAGUCAGUAGUCAGUUUUGUACAGAAAAUGUACAGUUUUUGUUUCUUUGUUUUUUUAACAUGGCCAUAAGUGUCAGUACAGUAGCCUUGACCUGGCUUUUAUGUUCUUCUGCUGAUUAAAAAAAAUGCCUUGUUUCAUUGUUCUUUUAGAAUGCAAGACGUCAAUAAAAUGAAAAAUACCUUUUUAAA